AUGGAAGAUCAGCACGAUCUCAGUGAUAUAGACAAUAAAUCAAGUUACUCCACAGAUACAGAGAACAAGUCAAGUUCAAUUGAUGAUAAAUCAGACAAUCAAACAAUUAAUUUCAAUGCACAACUUUUCGAAAAAGAAACAACAGGGGAUCAGAGCAUGUUUGGUGCAUUUGUCAUUCUUAUCAAUACUGCAAUUGGUUCCGGUUGUUUGAUGGUUCCAUAUUGUUACAGACUCGGUAUCGUUUCUGCUCUUUUAAUUGCAAUCAUUAUUGGAAUAAUUACAUUCAGUACAUUCACAAUGAUGAUUGAAGCAGCCUUCAUUACAAAGAAAUAUGACUUCAGAGGUCUCUUUACUCAUCUUUUCAAUCCAAAAUUUAUUUGGGUACUUGACUUAUUCAUUUUCCUCGUCCAAAUUGGUUCAGUGAUGAUAUAUUCCAACUGGGACGGCGUAUUAGUUAACAGAACUCUUGGUUUGAAAAUCAAAGUAUUAAAUAGCGACAAAUUCUGGAAUUUUGCAACAACAUUGUUACUCGCUUUCCCAAUGACUAUUCCAAAGUCCAUUGCCAAGCUUGAAAUUGCUUCUUCCGUUGGCUUUUUGUUGAUAUUAAUUUUAAUUUCGCACAGUUUAUACUGGUUGAUCAAAGAUGUCAAAGAAUAUGGAUUUGAUCCUAACAAAGAACUCACAUUGUUCCAUUGGGACAUCUUAAUUUUCAUUCCUGCCCUUGGUAUCAACACAAUGUCAUAUAAUUGCAUCAUAAACUUGUUCCCAACACUCGAACACUUAAGGAAUUGUACUGUUAAGAGAGGAAUUACAUUAAGUGGUAUAAUUAUCACUGCUUGUUUCUUCUUGUAUGCAACAUUUGGUAUCUGUACAUAUCUUGACAAAUUUGAUUUGUUGUCUGCAUCAUCAGCCCUUGAAUUAUAUCCAGCAAAGAAUCCAUUUACUAUUGUUGCAACUGUUUGCGUUAUUUUUAUUCUUUUAGUUUCUUCGCCUUUGAUGAUUUGGGCAGCAAGAAACUCAGUUGAUGCAACAUUGUUUAAAGGAAAAGAGAUGACAAACUUAAGAUGGAUUCUCACUGGUUUCAUUCUUUGUUUGUUAUCUGCUGGCCUUGCAGCAACAUCAAGUAACAUUUUGAUUUUCUUCAACAUUGUUGGAGGAAUUUUGAUUCCUGUUGUUACUUUAUUGUUCCCUGCUUUGUUCUUCAUGAAAGCAACUCCUAAUAGAAAAUGGUACAGAACCGUUCAGGCAUUGAUUUCUAUUCUAUUUACGGUCAUUGCUGCUGUUGCUUGUACUGCUCAGACAGCGUUAGAAAUUAAGAAUUCGAGUAAGUAA
Messenger RNA from Trichomonas vaginalis G3, 1332 nucleotides. RefSeq names its product amino acid transmembrane transporter protein. The record is from RefSeq and is a predicted model, not a curated record. Lineage: Eukaryota; Parabasalia; Trichomonadida; Trichomonadidae. Gene Ontology annotation, molecular function: amino acid transmembrane transporter activity. Gene Ontology annotation, biological process: amino acid transmembrane transport. The coding region runs from base 1 to 1332 and encodes 443 amino acids. The transcript has a single exon.